AGACAUCGUACGAGGAAAACGCCUUUGGUCGGAGUGGAUUUCUUUCCUUAAUUUUCUCGAAAUAAAAAAAAAAAGAUGUUGGCGUGCAGCAAAAUCCGGCACAUUGUCAAGCUCCGCCAAAUGCUCCGGCGGUGGCGGAGGAAGGCGGCCGCGGCCGCCACCCGCAGCCGCAGCAGCCGCGUACCGUCCGACGUGCCGGCGGGGCACGUGGCGGUGACGGUGGGGAGCAGUCGCCGGAGAUUCGUGGUGCGCGCGACGUAUCUGAACCACCCCAUCUUCGCGAAGCUUCUGUCACUGGCGGAGGAAGAGUACGGCUUCGCCGCCGCCGCCGGCCCGUUGGCCAUUCCCUGCGACGAGUCGGUUUUCGAAGAAAUCCUCCGGCACCUCGCCGCCCGGUCCGAUCCCGGCAAGAUCGCCGCCGCCCGUUUCGAGGAUUUCCAGAGAUAUUGCCACGCCGGAAUCCGAAACGGCCUAGAACUAUUCCCCGAGUCGCGGCCGCUCUUGCGCGGCGAAAACUCGACUUGCUGAGCUACUGAAUC
Messenger RNA from Ipomoea nil (Japanese morning glory), 539 nucleotides. Its product is annotated as auxin-induced protein 6B-like. The record is from RefSeq and is a predicted model, not a curated record. NCBI's taxonomy places the organism in Eukaryota, Viridiplantae, Streptophyta, Magnoliopsida, Solanales, Convolvulaceae. The transcript has a single exon. Gene Ontology annotation, biological process: response to auxin. Bases 76 to 528 code for a protein of 150 amino acids.